GGGGCCCGGCCGGGCGGUGACACCGAGCGUGCACCGCCGCGCCCCGGGGGCUCGCGCUCGCGGUCAGGCCUGCGGAUAGAGCGGCUUCUCCGGAGAUCGCCUGCGGUGUCGGUCCCGAGGGGCGGGAGCGUGACCUGACGCUCCGAGGGGGACAGGCCCUGCCUCCGCUCUGCCCCAGGCCCGAGCCCAGGGCUGGCGAAUCCGGGGUGCCUUCGGCCUGCCCCCCACCCCGUGGGGCGGCGCCUCGAGGCUCGGUGGAGGCUCUGCACGAGCCUGGAGUGGGAGGGCGGAGCGGGGCCGGAGCCGCCCGUCACCCCGGCCGUCACCCCAGCCGGGGAGGUGGAAGAGGCCCGGAGGAAGCGGGCUCGUGCUCCGUGCUGCCGCGGCCUGGCCCAGCAGCAGGGGCAGCCCCCCAGCCUUGAGGGCUGGCUCCUUCCUUCUGGGUGGGAACUGCCCCUGGAGGAAGGCUUGGCGACAGCCACAGGGUGGGGGCUCCGAGGGAGCGGUGGUUCCACCGCAGGCUUCCCGCCGCCGGGGACUGGAGGAGCUCUCCGAGGCAGAAAUGCUGCGUGCCUGGGCUCCUCCAGGAUGGUCUGGGGGCCGGGGGGCCGCUGUGUCGGCAGGGAGAGGACCGAGGCGAGGGGUCGCUGCACUGGCCGUUCUCCAGGAGCCGCCCAGAGGAGGUGCACACCUUCCCAGCGAAGAGCGACUAGAUGGUGGCACGGGGUGGCUGAGUCUCGCAGACCUGAGCGGUUCUGAGCGGCUCGGAGAGUCUGAGUUAGCCCGAGAUGGGAGAGGGCAAGGCCGGAGGCGCUCUUGAGAGAAGCACUCCCUGAAGACAUGGGCUGGUGGCCGCUGCUGUCGGGGCCCCGCCCCGUGUGCGGAGCCAGGUAGUGGGCACAGGUGCCCCUCAUGGUGCCCAGAGAGCCAGAGGUCGGAGGAAGGGAGCCAGGGCCCAGCAGCGGCACGUGUAGACUCUGGCGUGCUUCUCCAGAGGCCCGAGGGGUUCUGUCCUGGCACUGCCUCUGGGCGUCACGGUUAUUCCCCAGUGCUGGUAUCCUGAGCUCUGCCCCACAGGCCCCGCGCGCCCCCCGCGGGCCCCAGAGCUGGUCCGGUCGGCAUCCGGGUGUAUGUGCCCGUGCCCCUGACCAUCGUUCCAGCUUCUCCGUGCACACGAUGGCGGCUGCAUCCGUGUGGUCUGUCCGCCUUGCCGUUGUGUUUUGUCUGUUUGCUCCUCCAGAGGGUCAGGGACCUCGGACACCUUAGCACUGGACAUGCUGGUAGAUAAGUGAGCAUUUUGGUGAGGGUGGUGAGCCCCUCAGGCAGUCUCCUGGUGCAGUCCAGGUGGAGAUGGGUCUGAAGCUGUGGGAGUGGAGGGAGGCCGACUGGACCCAUCCAAAACGCAGGAUCAAGCUGUUUCUGCAGGCAGGUUUCCAGGGUGGUGGGGGAGGGGCCGUGCAAGUCUCUGGAGCCUGUUUCAGCCCCCCAAGUUUUUCAUCUGCCCUGAGAAAGCCCUGAUACUCUCUGUCCCUGAGCUAGUCUGGGGUUCCCGGGGCCGGGGCCCAGUGGAUCAGCGCCUCCCUCCUCCCUCUGGCCUCGUUUUCACUCAUCCAGCAAACUUCCCUAAAGCCGGGCAGGGCGUCGGGCACCAGUGGCCAACUCUGCAGCCCUGCCCGGGACAGCUCCCACCUCCGAAGUGGGGGCCGGCCCCUGCCCUUGUGUCUUGUGGGCAAAGGUGGAGAGUUCUGUCCUGUUCCAAGCGCCUCUGGGCAGGGAGGCAGACUCACCCUUCUUACCUGGGCGGCCGGGAGAGGCUGCUCCUGAGGCAGCUUCCAGGAGUGGCCCCUCUUUGGGUGUGCGAACCCCACAUGGAAUUUUCUCUUCCCUGAGCCUCCGUGUUGUUAGGAGGAAAGCUGGAAAGGAGGGCAGGGACUUAGGGACGCAGGCCCCUUUGCACACGGCAGUAAAGACGCUUUGGCUGAAGCCUACAUCCGCAAGCUGAACCCAUUCUGCCUCCGGCUGCCCGGCUGGAGACUGGCUGUGUCCCCGGGCUGAACGCUGAGCUCCACGUGGCCUUGGGGACCGGCUGGAGCCUGCCCCUGGAGGGGAGGGGCGGGGAGGGCUGCUAGAGUUUCAGGUGUGUUUCUGCCUCUAGAAGGGACCUUGGGACCGAGGGUGUGACGCAGGGCUCAGCCCUGACAGUCCGCAAGGCUUGGCUGGGAGAGGGUUUCCCCGUUGCGCUGAGGGUGGUGGGAGGGGGUUGCUUCUACAGUCCCAAGCCGGCCUGGGGUCUGGAGAGUCUUUCCCCGGUGUUCUGGGGGAGGUGCACCGCGGUCCCCAGCAAGCCUGGGCCAGCAGUAUACCCGCAGGCGCACAGGAGGGGCAGUUCACACCCAGGGCUGGCCUGAGCUCGGCCAGGGCCCCACGGCCGUGUUCUUUCCAGCAGGGUCAGUGCUAUUAAUACCAGGAGAGCUCCCAGCCCCCAGCCGGGUGAGCCUCUUAAUGCCUGUGGCCUCAGCCUCUGAGGUGGCGGUUGCAGCCCGUACCCUAGCUCCUCAUCUGCCGUGCCGCCUGCCCACCCAUGGGGGGGCAGUUCAGGUGGCCCCUGAGCUGUCCUGGGGGGCUCCUGUGGGUCUGAGGGACACAGUGGAGGUGUUCCUGUACACACCUGGCAUCACCCUGCUGUCUGCUGUCCCGUGACCCAGACAUGAGCAGCCCCCCAGCUUACCCUGGCAUCAGGAUCUCGGGGUGCUGGGCCCUUGGAGCAGAAGGCAGCAGUAGCGCGGAAUCCUUGGACAGGCUCCUCCCGCCCGUGGGCAGCAGGCGCUCACCCCGGAAGCGCACCACCAGCCAGUGCAAGUCGGAGCCGCCCCUGCUGCGCACCAGCAAGCGCACCAUCUACACAGCCGGCCGGCCGCCCUGGUACAACGAGCACGGCACACAGUCCAAGGAGGCCUUUGCCAUUGGCCUGGGAGGUGGCAGCGCCUCCGGGAAGACAACUGUGGCCAGGAUGAUCAUUGAGGCCCUCGACGUGCCCUGGGUGGUCUUGCUGUCCAUGGACUCCUUCUACAAGGUGCUGACCACACAGCAGCAGGAACAGGCCGCCCACAACAACUUCAACUUCGACCAUCCAGACGCCUUUGACUUUGACCUCAUCGUGUCCACCCUCAAGAAGCUGAAGCAGGGCAAGAGUGUCAAGGUGCCCGUCUACGACUUCACCACCCACAGCCGGAAGAAGGACUGGAAAACACUGUACGGUGCAAACGUGAUUAUCUUCGAGGGCAUCAUGGCCUUUGCUGACAAGGCGUUGCUGGAGCUCCUGGACAUGAAGAUCUUUGUGGACACAGACUCCGACAUCCGUCUGGUGCGCCGGCUGCGCCGGGACAUCAGUGAGCGUGGCCGGGACAUCGAGGGCGUCAUCAAGCAGUACAACAAGUUUGUCAAACCCGCCUUCGACCAGUACAUCCAGCCCACGAUGCGCGUGGCCGACAUCGUGGUGCCCUGGGGGAGUGGGAACACGGUGGCCAUCGACUUGAUUGUGCAGCACAUGCACAGCCAGCUGGAGGAGCGUGAGCUCAGUGUCAGGGCCGCGCUGGCCUCGGCGCACCAGUGCCACCCCCUGCCCCAGACGCUGAGUGUCCUCAAGAGCACGCCGCAGGUGCGGGGCAUGCACACCAUCAUCAGGGACAAGGAGACCAGCCGCGACGAGUUCAUCUUCUACUCCAAGCGGCUGAUGCGGCUGCUCAUUGAGCACGCGCUCUCCUUCCUGCCCUUCCAGGACUGCGUCGUGCAGACCCCGCAGGGGCAGGACUACGCGGGCAAGUGCUACGCGGGGAAGCAGAUCACUGGCGUGUCCAUCCUGCGUGCGGGCGAGACCAUGGAGCCGGCGCUGCGGGCCGUGUGCAAAGACGUGCGCAUAGGGACCAUCCUCAUCCAGACCAACCAACUCACCGGGGAGCCGGAGCUCCACUACCUGCGGCUGCCCAAGGACAUCAGCGACGACCACGUGAUCCUGACGGACUGCACCGUGUCCACGGGCGCAGCGGCCAUGAUGGCGGUGCGCGUGCUCCUGGACCAUGACGUUCCGGAGGACAAGAUCUUCCUGCUGUCGCUGCUCAUGGCAGAGAUGGGUGUCCACUCAGUGGCCUACGCGUUCCCACGAGUGAGGAUCAUCACCACGGCGGUGGACAAGCGCGUCAACGACCUUUUCCGCAUCAUCCCUGGCAUCGGUAACUUCGGUGACCGCUACUUUGGGACGGACGCGGCGCCCGAUGGCAGUGAUGAAGAGGAAGUGGCCUCCGCGAGCUAGCUGCCCGCCUGAGCCUUCCUGCCUUGCCACCACCGGGGCUCUUCUGCCUCAGGGCCCUGUGUGUAGGGAUGUCCUAAAUUAUUUUAAUUAAGAAGGAUGUUACCGCUGUUACUUACUCUCUACAUUUUAUAAAAUAAAGUUUGGGAAAAG
Molecule: messenger RNA, 4459 nt
Organism: Enhydra lutris kenyoni (northern sea otter)
Lineage: Eukaryota; Metazoa; Chordata; Mammalia; Carnivora; Mustelidae
Product: uridine-cytidine kinase 1 like 1
Exons: 15
Coding region: 2708-4309 (533 amino acids)
Cellular component (GO): cytoplasm
Molecular function (GO): ATP binding; kinase activity
Source: RefSeq, a predicted model, not a curated record